AUGGCCAACGUUGCCCACAACCAAAUCUCACAUGCCGUCAAAUACGGUGCAGGUCACUUCCACCCUGACCCAGCCGUUGCCGAUUUAGAGCACCAGAUGGCUGCCCUCACCCAAAGAAUCGAGCUUCAGGAGAAGCAGGCCGCAAACCUACAACACUUUGUCAUCGACGAGGGCAUCUGGCACACCAACGAUGUGCGGUCCUGGCAGCAGCCCCAGGAGAUGACCUCGGGCCGCGCGCUCAAGGUGUCUGUUAGCUUGCGCUCUGUGGAUGCCAACAAGGAUUACAAUAUUAGGGUCAAGGUUUACACGUCCAGGAUCGACAAGACUGGUUUUACCGUUCACGCUGACUCGUGGAGUAACACCCAGCUGUAUCCCGCCGGCGUAUCCUGGGUUGUUAUUGGGCAGUGA
Messenger RNA from Clonostachys byssicola, 408 nucleotides. Lineage: Eukaryota; Fungi; Ascomycota; Sordariomycetes; Hypocreales; Bionectriaceae. The record is from the annotation of a GenBank genome assembly.